AUGCCGAUGCAGGGCAGAAGACGAGCCCCCAGAGGCCUCCCAGAGAGUGUGCUCCGAGCACAGGAGAGUCUGAACCAAGAGCCGCUCGGGUUCCUGCUCCGCCUGGAACCACCCAACCCCUCAAGGAGACUGGUUGGGUUCAUCAUCUCCGACCUGGAUGAGUCAUUAAGUAAUAAGAGGCACCUCUGUACUGAGCACCACGCGUGUCCCACACACCGCGUUCCGCCCGCCCCCAUCACUGUCACCGUCACCCUCGGGGUGACCCCGGCGUGUCUGUACAUGGCGGCCCUGAUGCUACAUUUAUGGGAGGUAGAGGAGAGAUUCGUGCCCUUUGGGGGCCUGGCACGCGUUGUGAGAAGUCGACAGCCGGUCCCCGGUUCCCCCUCCUGGGUGCACAGUGACAGCAUCUUCGCCCGCUGCAGUGCUGGCCCUUGGUGA
Molecule: messenger RNA, 438 nt
Organism: Rangifer tarandus platyrhynchus (Svalbard reindeer)
Lineage: Eukaryota; Metazoa; Chordata; Mammalia; Artiodactyla; Cervidae
Source: the annotation of a GenBank genome assembly